GCUGUUUAAGCAAAUAAACUGGCUUUACAGUUCCCACUCAGGGGAAACACUAAAAUAUGUAACUUCAAAUAAUAAUGGACCUGCGCAAAUUUACUUUUCCCAACACCCUGAUUCUCAUGAACUAAUUGCACAACCUGACCACAUGGUAGGAAGCCUUAAGAAGGGGAAGCCUUAAAUAUCACAAACUUCUGCUUCGCAUUGUUCUUUCCACUCUCGUCAUGAAGACCUCAAGGAUAUUUGUUGGCUUCUUAAAUGCUCCUGUUCUCUUUGUUUUCUGGCUAACAAUGCAUACAGUGGACUCAGAUCAGCUGUCGGCUCCAGGGGAGGUGAGAGCAGUAAACGGAGGAUCUGUGACAGUGUCUUGUCAGUACGACCAUCAGUUCAGAGACAACACAAAGUACUGGUGCAAGGGAUUUGUAUAUGAGCUGUGUGUAAUAAUAGUGAAAACACCCAGGAACCGAAUUAAUGACAGAUUCUCCAUUGCUGAUGAUAAGGAGGCAGGGAUCUUCAACGUAACUAUGACUUCACUCAGACAAAGUGAUCAGGAUGUGUACUGGUGUGUCAUCUCCAGACUUGGAAGGAAUGUCUACAGUCGUGUCAAGCUCGUCAUCUCCAAAGCAGUGAUAACACCCAUCAACAUCACACCAACAAAUUCAUCAGUGACACUGGAACAAGCUGAAAUAAGGUGGUGGGCGAUUCUACGUUGGAUCAUCUUUAUUUUAAUGUUAUGUUGUUUGGUAUCAACAUAUAUCACUGUGUGGAGGAUGAAGGCUGCACAAAAAACACAGCUGCACCAACAACUUCACUCUCAGAACAUUUACGAGUGAAAGUCUGGCAAUGUCACAGUUUUAAAUCGGGUGACUUAUGAACACAAACUGUACGUAUCAAAGAAUUCUGUCAGUGUGUGAAUUGAAAUGAACCAUCAAGUGAAAAAUGUGCUUUCCGCUUUUUUUUUUCUUAAUAUUUAAAUGAUUAAACCUCAUUAAUUUCAGUGCCAGGGCCUCAGAUAAAUUUGGGCGCAACUUUUUUAAUAUCCAAUCAUCUUAAAUUUAGCACCUCUGGAGAACUGGAGCUCUUGUCUUUCAUUUAAUUUAUUUGCCGAUUUUAUAUGAAUGGUCAUAGAAGUUGGUAUUCUUUUUGCAUUUUACCACCACUUACAAAAUCUGUCAGUGUUGUACUUCAAAUAUGUGAAAACCAUGCAGAAUAAAAAUCUCUUCAU
This is a messenger RNA of Thunnus maccoyii (southern bluefin tuna), 1219 nucleotides long. Its product is annotated as CMRF35-like molecule 1. The transcript is spliced from 4 exons. Lineage: Eukaryota; Metazoa; Chordata; Actinopteri; Scombriformes; Scombridae. The record is from RefSeq and is a predicted model, not a curated record. Bases 219 to 827 code for a protein of 202 amino acids.